Messenger RNA from Ornithorhynchus anatinus (platypus), 1365 nucleotides. It is a transcript of the gene CD40LG, whose product is annotated as CD40 ligand. Bases 589 to 1356 code for a protein of 255 amino acids. Gene Ontology annotation, biological process: immune response. NCBI's taxonomy places the organism in Eukaryota, Metazoa, Chordata, Mammalia, Monotremata, Ornithorhynchidae. Gene Ontology annotation, cellular component: membrane. The record is from RefSeq and is a predicted model, not a curated record. The transcript is spliced from 5 exons. Gene Ontology annotation, molecular function: tumor necrosis factor receptor binding.
AUUUUCCCAAGUACUUGGUACAGUACUCUGGAUGCAGUGAGCACUCAAUAAAUACAAUUGAUUGAUAAUUCUCUGCUUUGCAAUCAUUGGCUAGAAGCGAUCGUGCAGGUUUCCUUGUACUAAAGUUCACUUAAAGAAAAUCUUGCAAAAUCCUAGCCAGGGAUGAAGAUCUAAUUUCAAAAUAAAUCCCAUUAUUUGUUGCUAAACAUGUCCUAUUUCAUGCCCGGAAGGCACUUUGUCACUUUGGGAUGAUUGAAUUAGAAAUGACUCUUUUGCAAACCAAGAUAGGUUCAACUGAGGUAGGAAAAUGCUGCAAUUAACUCUUAUGAAGUCUGUGACAUUGUUAGGCAAGUAUGAAUAUAUGGAAGAAGAAACUUGAACAUUUUUUUCUUUAACAAAGGGGAAAAGGCUGGAAGUAAAUUUAAAGGAAAAAACCUUCACGUAGUUUCUUGAUUCAAGGAGAAAAAAAGAAGAGCCAUAUUUUCCAGGAAGUCGAGUUACGAUCCUAGUAAGAGAUAGCAACAGUGAAAUGUCAGAUGCUGCUUCGGCAUCUCUCUGUCCAAACGCACCAUUUCAACCUGCACCAGAAUGAAUGAAGUCUACAGUCAGCCUUCUCCUCGGUCAGUCAACACUGGAUCUCCUGCCACUAUGAAAUUUCUCCUGGGUUUUCUUACUGUCUUUGUCACCGCUCAGAUCAUCGCGACGGCACUUUUUGGUAUAUAUCUUCACAGGAGGUUGGAUAAGGUAAAAGAUGAGAUGAGUCUUCACGAAGAUUAUGUGUUCAUGAAGACAGUACAAAAAUGUCACAAUGGAGGGGCAUCCUCAACAUUACUAAACUGCGAAGAGAUAAGGCACAGGUUCCAAAAGCUUCUUGAGGUUAAGGAGAAAGAGGAGAAAGGAGAAGCAUUUCUCAAGCAAACAGAUGAACAGAAGCAUCCAAUUGCAGCUCAUCUUAUAGGGGUUAAAAAUAAUGAGUCAGCAUCUGUUUUACAGUGGAUGAAGAAGGGACGUUUUACCAUGAGCCACUUGCUAUCCUACAAAGCUGGGAAACUGACAGUCGAGAGGCCGGGACUCUACUAUAUCUAUACCCAAGUCGGCUUCUGCUCCAAAGACGUAGCCACAGAGAAGGAGCCAUUUGUGACUUACCUUUACCUGAGCCAGAAAAGUGGAGCCGUGAGUCCUUUACUCAAGGGAGCCAAUUCCCAGACAUCAACGCAACACUGUGGUCUUCAGUCCAUUCACAUAGGAGGAGUCUUUGACCUGCAACAAGGCGUCUCGGUGUUCGUUAGAGUGACCAAGUCAAGUCAAGUAUUUUAUGAUUCUGAAUUGACGUAUUUUGGCUUAAUUAAACUAUGAUGAAUAUAA